This is a messenger RNA of Acanthisitta chloris (rifleman), 790 nucleotides long. RefSeq names its product Yip1 domain family, member 5 (gene YIPF5). The coding region runs from base 23 to 784 and encodes 253 amino acids. The record is from RefSeq and is a predicted model, not a curated record. NCBI's taxonomy places the organism in Eukaryota, Metazoa, Chordata, Aves, Passeriformes, Acanthisittidae. Gene Ontology annotation, biological process: regulation of ER to Golgi vesicle-mediated transport; endoplasmic reticulum to Golgi vesicle-mediated transport; vesicle fusion with Golgi apparatus. Gene Ontology annotation, cellular component: membrane; trans-Golgi network. The transcript is spliced from 5 exons.
CGCUGUGCCUUGCAGGGCGGCGAUGUCCGGGUUCGACAGCUUCAACACCGAGUUCUUCCAGACCAGCUACAGCAUCGAGGACCAGGCACAGCCCUACGAGUACAGCGGGAGGCCCUACAGCAAGCAGUAUGGAGGCUACGAGUACUCGCAGCAGGGAGGGUUCGUCCCCCCUGACAUGAUGCAGCAGCAGCCCUACACGGGGCAGAUCUACCAGCCAGCACAGACCUACACUCCUGCCUCAGCACAGUCUUUUUAUGGGAGCAAUUUUGAGGAUGAGCCUCCUCUACUAGAAGAACUGGGGAUCAACUUUGACCACAUCUGGCAGAAGACGCUGACGGUGCUGCACCCUUUGAAGGUGGCUGAUGGGAGCAUCAUGAACGAGACAGAUUUGGCUGGGCCCAUGGUGUUCUGCCUGGCCUUUGGAGCCACCUUACUGCUGGCCGGGAAGAUCCAGUUCGGUUACGUGUACGGGAUCAGUGCCAUCGGCUGCGUGGGGAUGUUCUGCCUCCUGAACCUGAUGAGCAUGACAGGAGUCUCCUUUGGCUGUGUGGCCAGUGUGCUGGGAUACUGCCUGCUUCCCAUGAUCCUGCUCUCCUCCUUUGCCAUUGUAUUUUCACUGCAGGGCACAAUGGGGAUUAUUCUCGCAGCUGGAAUUAUUGGCUGGUGCAGCUUUUCUGCUUCCAAGAUCUUUAUCUCUGCCUUAGCCAUGGAGGGACAGCAGCUCCUGGUGGCCUAUCCCUGUGCGUUGCUGUACGGAGUCUUCGCCCUCAUCUCGGUGUUCUGAGCAGAC